CGUUUCCAGGUCCUUUACACUUCGAAAUAAAACACUGGGAAAAUCGCAGUGGGUUUCAAGGUGAAACAGAAAACAAAGUGAAUGAAGAAAUAAUAUUAAGCUGAAAACUUCUUCAAAUUCAAGAGAAGGAAAGCUCAUUCUUUCAAUUUUGUCAUGGAUUAUUUGAAAACAGUGGUUCCUUCUCAACUCCUCGCUGAACGUGGCUCUAAUCUCGUCGUCAUCAACCCAGGUUCUGCAAAUAUUAGAGUAGGGUUAGCUAAGCAAGACUCUCCUUUUAGCAUUCCUCAUUGCAUUGCUCGUCGCAGCAACCAGUUACCCAAGUUAAAUGUUCAAGAUCAGUUGCUUAAUUCUCAAGUUACCACAGCGCAGCAUAUGGAGCGCGAAAAGGCAUAUGAUGUGAUUGCGUCGUUGUUGAAGAUACCUUUCCUUGAUGAAGAGGUUGCCAAUAAUUCUAUUCCCCGAAAGAUGGGACGUGUUGAUGGGUAUAAUCCUCAGAAUCCAAGGAAGGAUGGAGCCUUCACUUGGACUGAUACACAUGCGAAGGACCUAGAUUCAUCAGUGCCACAAGAAAGUUCAUCGGAUAAAAGUGUCAUAGCUGAGUCCUUGGCUCAAAAUGAAGGUACUGAAUCGAAGGAACCUACUUUGGCUGAACGCAAGUUCAGGGAGGUCAUAUUUGGUGAGGAAGCACUAAGGAUAUCUCCCACUGAGCCAUACUCCUUAAGGCGUCUUAUUCGUAGAGGUCAUCUAAAUAUUUCGCAACAUUACCCCAUGCAGCAGGUCCUUGAAGAUCUGCAUGCUCUAUGGGACUGGAUUUUGUUAGAGAAAUUGCAUAUCCCUCACCAAGAAAGGAGCUUAUAUUCUGCUAUUCUUGUUGUUCCGGAGACAUUUGAUAAUCGUGAGAUAAAGGAAAUCUUAUCUAUUUUACUGCGAGAUUUGCGCUUUAGCUCAGCAGUGGUACACCAGGAAGGCCUGGCAGCAGUUUUUGGGAAUGGAUUAUCAACGGCGUGUGUUGUAAAUUUGGGUGCUCAAGUAUCAUCAGUUAUUUGCAUUGAGGAUGGAGUGGCUCUACCUAAUACAGAGAAGACUUUACCAUUUGGUGGAGAGGAUAUAUCAAGAUGUCUACUUUGGACCCAGAGGCACCAUCAGACAUGGCCACAAAUUCGUACUGAUAUUUUGACAAAGCCUAUAGAUCUAUUGAUGCUGAACAGGUUAAAAGAGUCCUACUGUGAAAUCAAGGAGGGUGAACUUGAUGCUAUUGCUGUAGUUCAUUCUUAUGAGGAUGCCAUGCCUGCAGGAUCUCAUAAGACGAGGCUAACUGCUCUGAAUGUUCCUCCUAUGGGUUUGUUCUACCCAACGCUUUUGAUUCCUGAUUUAUAUCCUCCACCACCCCGUUCUUGGUUUCAUGACUAUGAAGAUAUGCUGGAGGAAACAUGGCAUAUUGAAUUCCCAAGAAGGUCUGACAUGCCAGACGGUCUUUAUCCUGGCAAUAAUGUUGGUUUACAAAUGUGGGAUAACUAUCCAUUUGUCUCAAUGAAACCUAAGAAAGAAGAGAAGGUUGGCCUAGCAGAAGCCAUAACCAGCAGUAUUCUUUCAACUGGUCGCAUAGACUUGCAAAGAAAAUUGUUUUGUAGCAUACAAUUGAUUGGUGGAGUGGCUUUAACUGGUGGGCUAAUUCCUGCCGUGGAAGAGAGAGUCUUACAUACCAUUCCUUCAAAUGAAGCAAUUCAUACUGUUGAGGUUUUGCAAUCAAGAACGAAUCCAACAUUUGUGUCCUGGAAAGGUGGAGCUAUCCUUGGAGUCCUAGAUUUUGGGCGGGAUGCAUGGGUACAUCGAGAGGACUGGAUCCGGAAUGGGAUUCAUAUCGGGAGUGGCAGGAAAUACAAGGAUUCUUAUUUUCUUCAGGCACAGGCAAUGUGUUACAUAAAUUCGUAGAAGCUGGUGGAUAGGUGAAAACUUCUCUAAAACCAGUGGUCAUCUACAAGGUUGAAGGUGAUAUUUCUCUUGGAAAGUAAACAAGGCAUUAAGUUCCUAAUCCACACACUGUAGCUGUCUAGAAACUACUGAGACAUGCCAAUGGUUCUUCAUUUUGUAGUUUUCAGGAGCAAGUGACUAGUUGACUGCAGUUUGGGAUUAGCAAAGCACUUGUCUAUUAGAACACAUACUGCUGCUCCAUGGCGGGGUUCGUUUUUGUGUUAAGAAACUUGUAUAUUCAUGGUAGUUUGCAGUCCAGAAUCUUCAGCAUAAUCAAUACAAACUAGAAUGCGAUGCAUCAUCAACUUUUUAUAGCAUGUAUCACUAAUUUUUAUUGUUAAUGGGGAUAACUUUUGUUGUCCUGUUCCCCCAAAA
Gossypium arboreum is the source of this 2346-nucleotide messenger RNA. RefSeq names its product actin-related protein 9. Gene Ontology annotation, biological process: double-strand break repair; regulation of DNA-templated transcription. Lineage: Eukaryota; Viridiplantae; Streptophyta; Magnoliopsida; Malvales; Malvaceae. Gene Ontology annotation, cellular component: Ino80 complex. The record is from RefSeq and is a predicted model, not a curated record. The transcript has 20 exons. The coding region runs from base 154 to 1932 and encodes 592 amino acids.